CCAGGCCAUUUUUCUCAUUGGUGCCCACACAGGACUAACAACGGUGUCGGUACUUUUGGUUCUCAGCCUAUGCUCACUCUACUUUCUAAUUCUAAUACUGCUAUCUCUCUUCCCUCUACAUUUAAUGCGAUAGCGACCGGACAAUAUAGGAAUAACGAAUGGUACGAAGCGAAGCAACGGUUGAUCUUGCUAGAGAACACGGUGGCUGAGAUCAAGUUGAGACAUGAUGUUGAAGUGGAGCGAGAGAAGAACAAGAAGGACGAAGAAGAAAAAAAGAAAAGAGAGUUUGAAGACAAGGAACGACGCGAACAAGAUCGAAAGGAGAGAGAAGACAUGCACAAACGAAUGAUGGACGAUAUGAACACGAAGUGGGAGAAAGUAUGUGGAAAGAUGAGUGAGAAGCAAGUAGAGUCGAAGGGGCAGACAGAGAUUGAGAUACUACAAAAGGAGAUCGAGAAGCUAAAGGGAAGAAUGAACGUUGCUGCAUCCUCUACAGCGACCAACAAAGCAACCGCGGAAGGCGAUGAGGUGGUCAGGCAACUUUUAAGGGAGCAGGAGAAUAUGAAGGCAAGACUUGAAGAGUCGCUGGCUUCACAAAAGCGGUUGGAAAGUUUGGAAGCAGAGAUGACACUCAUGAGAACCAUGAGAGACGAAGCCCUUCAAGAAGUCGAAACUUGGAAGAAUGAGGCGCUGCGUCCAGGAAACAAGAGGGGUUGUGCUGCCGUUACUCCUUCUUCAGUGGCACGUACACCGUCAAAGACGAAUCCUGAUUACGCCGGUUUGGUUCACCGGCAUACCAUAAAGGUUGAAAAACUGAAGGACCUGUGGAUCCUGGAUUUCAAUGCGAGGCAGGAAAAGGAACAAGAGAAUGAGAAACUCAAGUCAGCGAUGGAUGAGGCACGAAGAGUAGCUUUGGAGAAAGAACAGGAGAAUGAGAGGUUGAAGGUGGUUAUUGCAGAUUUGGAAGCGACACAACGCGAACCUUGUACUAAUUUACGUCGAAGAAUGGACGAGAUAACAUCCCGAUCCACGGGGCAGGGGAAGAAGAAGACUGUCACUGACCCUAGCACAGCACGAGCACUGGAGAAGCAGAGGUUUGCUAAGGAUCAGCGCAAAGACUUGGCGAACAAGAAGAAGGAUGAGAUCACUAAGAUCUGUUCAAAAGAAGGUUUGAAGUACGUUACCAUUAAAUAGUUAGUCGAAGACAUUAUUCAGGCCAGAGUCG
Molecule: messenger RNA, 1225 nt
Organism: Chara braunii
Lineage: Eukaryota; Viridiplantae; Streptophyta; Charophyceae; Charales; Characeae
Source: the annotation of a GenBank genome assembly